Molecule: messenger RNA, 372 nt
Organism: Acaulospora morrowiae
Lineage: Eukaryota; Fungi; Glomeromycota; Glomeromycetes; Diversisporales; Acaulosporaceae
Source: the annotation of a GenBank genome assembly
AUGUUGAUACCAACCAGUGACAUCACGAUUGCAAGUUGUGAUGACCUGGGAGGACGUAGCAAAAAGGAAAACAGAGAAUUAAAAACAGACGGACUUACCGAUGGAAGAUCUGAUGCGAGUGGAGGUGGAUUGGGAUGUCACGAGGAUGAAGGGACAAUAACCGAUGACCCCCCUGAUGAGGAUAAAACAGAAGAUGAAAUGAAGGGAGGGACGGUGGUGAUUAAUGCGAGGAAAUUAUGGGCACCAGCAUUAGCAGGAAGGCCGAUUGGUGCACAGAAGGAUGGAGGGAAAGAGAGCACAAAAAAAGAACACAAUGAAGGUUACAACCGACAAAGAUACAUACCAACCACAUCAUUAUUAAAGCAAGCGUGA